GAGGCUGUGAGCAAACGGUACAUCUUCAUAUCUUAUCCUGAUAGAACUUUAGGAUACCUGUUUCAUAUCAAAAUCAUCACACCUUGCUCCUCUGUUUAAAACCUUAAAUGGCAUCAUCAUUAUCAUCAUCAUCCUAUCUUCACACAACUCAUUCACAAUCUACCAAAACUUUCAAGCCAUCACCAUGCAUAACUGCAUAUUUCAAUACCAAAUUUACAUCAAUCCCAUUUCAUACUCAUCAUCUAUGCAAACACUACCAUAUAUCAUGCAUCCCCCUAAGUCCUACCAUUCCCCCCAAAGCUACUUCCACACUCAUUCACUCCUCACUCUCUUCCCCUAAUCCACCAAUCUCAAAGGAAGAUGCCAUACUUCAAGCCAAAACAUCCCUUUCAACAGUCUUAGAGAAGCCCCUCAACAACCCUAAACUAAUAGGCAAAUUCAAGAAACUGAAACAGCCCAAAUUCCGGGUUGAAAUUCCGGUCAUCGAUGACUCGCCGGAUUCGCUUUCCAAACUUGCUCUUGAUAUUUUUGGAGACAUGUCCAUCAAAAGAAAAGGUUCUGCCAUUAAGAUUUUAAUCCUUUGGCCUAAUCCUAGCUUAAAAGAAGCUGCCAUUGUUGCAUUUCAGUCUCAUUCAAUCAACAACAUAGUUGAACACAUUGACAUUGUUUCAGUUGCAAAAACUGAUCCCAGAAUCUUGAAUUCUGCUGAUGUGACAAUAUUUUUGGUGCCGGAGAGUUCGCAAUUGUCAGUGGUGAAAAUGGUGAGUGAUGCUUUUAGUCCAAAGCCAGUGGUUUUGUUGAAUCCAAAAUGGGCAUUUGAGGAAGAGAGUAACUUUGGUAAUCUAAGUGGUUUUGUGAGUUCUUUUGAAGUUGUUUAUUCUUUUAUGGGAUUAGAGGUAAGAGGGUUAUUGAGCAAAAGAAAAGGUGUGAUUUUUAAGUAUGUGAGAGAUGGGGUUGGUAGUGGAGAGAGAUGGAAUGUUCUUGUAGAAGAAGGUGAGGAAAUGAAGGUGGUUUCUUCAUUCAAGGUUAGGCCAAGUAUUGGUGAAGUUGAGACUGUUUUGUAUAAUCUGAUGGCUAUUAAUUCGCCGAUAACGAAGUCUGCAAAGUUCUUCAAGGGAUUGGUAUCUAAUGUGACAGGGAAAAAGUAAAUGGAAUGGAACUAACUGAAGAAUUGAUCUUCAAGGUAUUUGUUUCACAUGAGUUGUGGAUUUAACAUGUUUUGAAUAUGUCACAAUGAAUGUAGGGCAACGCAGCCAAUGCUAUGGGUCUUUGACCAUUGUAUGAAGUUGUUCUCUCACCAAUUUUGAAUGAGAAAUCAAAUUACUUUCAAGGAUUAUAAGCCUUAAGUUCUUGAUAUUCUACAUAUAGUGAUAAACAUAUUUAAACAUAUGUAAUUAUAUAUAUAACACUUGAUGUCAUGUUUUUCAUGUCUUAACCCUCUUUUUCCUAAGGAUUUUCUAGCUAGGAUUCGAACUUGGAUUCUUUAACUGAAGCUCAUUUACCACUCGAGUUUCAUCACUUGGUUACGAUUGAUCUCAUGUAAUUGCAUGAUAUUACUGCCUAAAUAUGAAUGAAAUACAUGAUAAAAAGCUAUCUUGUUAGCUUGAUAUAGUUUAUGUAAAUA
This is a messenger RNA of Trifolium pratense (red clover), 1624 nucleotides long. RefSeq lists its product as uncharacterized. Lineage: Eukaryota; Viridiplantae; Streptophyta; Magnoliopsida; Fabales; Fabaceae. Gene Ontology annotation, cellular component: chloroplast. Bases 108 to 1148 code for a protein of 346 amino acids. The record is from RefSeq and is a predicted model, not a curated record. The transcript has a single exon.